Colletotrichum truncatum is the source of this 1191-nucleotide messenger RNA. Its product is annotated as ubiquinol-cytochrome c chaperone. Gene Ontology annotation, biological process: mitochondrial respiratory chain complex III assembly. NCBI's taxonomy places the organism in Eukaryota, Fungi, Ascomycota, Sordariomycetes, Glomerellales, Glomerellaceae. Gene Ontology annotation, cellular component: mitochondrion. The record is from RefSeq and is a predicted model, not a curated record.
AUGACGUUCAGAUUCGAGCCUGGCAAAUUCGGGUCCAAGCUAGGGACAACACCGAGAAAAAAUAACGAAGAUUUUAAACCCGAUUCGGCAACUCACACUCCUUUUGCGCAGCUCGAUAUUGACACCCUGAGAAAAUUUCAACAGCAAAUGGCCUGCCAAAGCUGCCGGUACCAAGCCCGGCUUCUAGCCCGGAGCCUUCGAGCGACCGCGGACCUCUCGAGCACAUCAUCCAAGAGCUCCCUUGCCGGCCGGACGGCAAUAGCUUCCGCUGCUUCCACGACACAAACGACAAGUCCGAUAGCGGCGACGGGCAGGAGAUACUUCAGCCAAUCCACUUCCCGACGAAAUGAUAGCAACUCGAGCUUCAAGCAGGCCGUGAGGGCCGGCAUGCUUGCCGCGGCGCCCAAGACAAUGGCCGCGUCGCUGACAACCUCCCGCCUCGAGGCCCUGUACGAGUCCUGCUCGAAACCCGCGCUCUACACCAUCUCCGAAGAGGACCGUCGCCGCGAGACCGUCCGCAUGACGGAGGACGGCGAGGAGGUUGGCGUAGCCGAAGGACCUUGGCUCGAACUUCUCGACCUGCAACCCUCCUUCAGCUCCUGGUCCCAGACCACGAUGUUGCACAUGUACCUCGUGCUCGCCCGUCUCCGCUGCCUCGAACGCGACGCCGCACAGGCUCUCCAGCACCAGUUCAUCGACCAGUUCUUCUUCGAUUGCGAGCGCAUGAUGCACCUUAACCACGGCAUGACCUCUUCCGCCCUGCGCCAGCGCUACCUCAAGGAGAUCUUUGUCCAGUGGCGCGGGCUGAUCGCGGCCUACGACGAGGGCGUCAUCAAGGACGACCGCGUCCUGGGUGCUGCCGUCUGGCGAAACCUGUUCAAGUCGCGCGAGGGCGCCGACAUGCGACAGAUCGCGGCCGUCGUGGCUUAUAUCCGCGCCAGCUUGCGUGAUCUCGAGGCCGGCGCCGUGGAGGACCUACUGGUGAGCCCCCGCCGGGUGUUCAAGCGGGACCUGCGUGACAUGUUCAAGCUUGUCGACGCGUUCGGACCUCAGCUGCAAGGUGACUUUGAAAAGUUGGGUGCCAAGGGCGAGGAGUUGCCCCCGCCGGAGCCGGUUUCUGUCAGGCAGGGCUCGCUGUACGAAGAGAUUGAGGCGGUGGAGGAGACGGCUGCGAAGGCACCCGGGCCGUAA